Molecule: messenger RNA, 2154 nt
Organism: Spinacia oleracea (spinach)
Lineage: Eukaryota; Viridiplantae; Streptophyta; Magnoliopsida; Caryophyllales; Amaranthaceae
Product: dynamin-related protein 4C-like
Exons: 1
Coding region: 1-2154 (717 amino acids)
Cellular component (GO): microtubule; membrane; cytoplasm
Molecular function (GO): GTP binding; microtubule binding; GTPase activity
Source: RefSeq, a predicted model, not a curated record
AUGACAGAAACAGAUUCCUUGUACUUUUACCUACUGAUACCAUUCUUCUGGUUGGGUUUUUGUAUUCUUUGUUCUUCAGUAGCAUUCUGGUGUAUGUUAAUCUUUUCAUCCAACACCAAAAACGAUGUCGAUAAUACAAGCAAUUCUCACUCUCGUCGUCAUAUCAGACAAAAAUCUUCUACCCCAAUCACACCACCACUUAUUUCCCCCUACAAUGACCACAUCCGUCCUCUACUUAAUGCAGUUGACAAACUCAGAAAGCUGAAAACCAUAGAAGAAGGCAUUCAUCUCCCUACAAUUGUUGUAAUAGGCGACCAAUCAUCAGGAAAAUCAAGUGUACUUGAGUCCUUAGCCGGAAUCAGCCUUCCUAGGGGUCAUGGAAUAUGCACCAGGGUCCCACUUAUUAUGUCCCUACAAAACCACACCAACCCAGAACCUGUCUUCUACCUUGAGUACAUGGGUAAAGUCAUGCAGACUGAUGAAACCCAUGUUUCUGAAGCAAUUAACUCUGCUACUCAAGAAAUUACAGGGAAUGGUAAGGGGAUAUCUAAUACUCCAAUAACACUUGUUGUUAGGAAACAAGGUGUUCCUGACUUAACAAUGGUUGAUCUUCCUGGGAUCACUCGUGUACCCGUACGUGGACAACCAGAAAAUGUUUAUGAGCAGAUAAGGGAGAUUAUAAUGGAGUAUAUUACUCCUGAAGAGAGUAUUAUUCUGAAUGUUAUAUCUGCAACUGUUGAUUUUUCGACUUGUGAGUCAAUUAUGAUGUCACAGAGUGUGGAUAAAACUGGGCAGAGGACUCUUGCUGUUGUCACAAAAUCUGAUAAGGCUCCAGAAUGGUUGUUAGAGAAGGUGACGAAUGAUGAUGUUAGUGUUGGUCUAGGGUACGUGUGUGUACGGAACAGGAUAGGGGAGGAAACGUACGAGGAAGCGCGGUUGGAGGAGGCGAGGCUGUUUGGGUCCCACCCCUUGUUGUCGAGGAUUGAUAAGUCGAUUGUGGGAGUACCGAUAUUGUCUCGGAAGUUGGUUCAGAUACAAGCUAACAUCAUCUCCAAGACUUUGCCUAACAUUGUCAAGCAGAUCGAUGAAAAGUUGAAUGUUUAUGUUGCUGAAUUGAACAACAUGCCACGUAAAUUGUCCUCAAAGGAAGAAGCUAUGGUAGUGUUUAUGCAGAUUGUGGGAUCGGUGAAGGACUCCCUAAGGAAGAUUUUAAUCCGAGGAGAGUAUGACAAGUACCCUGAUGAUACGACAAUGCAUUGCACAGCUCGUUUGAAUGAGAUGAUAGGUGGGUUCUUGAAGCUAAUGCAAUCAAAGGAAAAUGAUGUUAAUAAUAAAUCAGGUAAUUUCCUAAUGGAAGAGAUUCGAGUUCUUGAAGAAGCUAAAGGAAUCAGGUUACCGGAUUUCCUUUCCCGCUCGGAUUUUCUCGCUGCAUUGCAGAAGAAAGUGAAGGGAAUAUCUCAAACGCCGGUUAAGUUCGUGACUGAGGUCUGGGGAUACAUUGACGGUGUAGUGAUUUCGGUAGGAAAAGGACAUUCUGAAAAGUACCCACUCCUUCAGAGCUUCAGCAAAAGAGCUGCUAGUAAUCUGAUUUCUAGGAUGAAGGAUCAGUCUGUUGCUCGUGUUAAGGAGAUUGUGCAAAUGGAGAUGUAUUCUGAUUAUACUUGUAAUCCAGAUUACCUAUCUGUUUGGAAUCGGCUUAUGUUGAAUCAAGACAAGUUUAUGAGUAUUGUGGAAGGCAAAGCAGAACUACAUUGGUCUGAUUGGGGUGCGAAGGUGACUGGUAUGGAGCUUGAAGGGUUUGGGAAGGUUGAAUUAGAGCAUUUGAAAGACUACAAGCACUUAGCAAAGCAAGCAUUUGACAUGAAGAUGCGGAUAGAAUCAUAUUGGAGAAUUGUUUUGAAUAGGUUGGUGGAUUCUACGGUUCUUUAUCUGGUGUUUAGUAUUCAAAAUUUGGUAAAUAAGGAAUUGGAGUAUGAGUUUGUGGGCGAAUUGAUGGGUCCUUAUGGAGGAGGCGCAGACAGGAUGCUGGAAGAGUCUCCUGCCGUGGCAAGCAAGAGAGAGAAGCUCAAUAAGAGUAUACAAGUUCUGAAAGAGUGUAAAGAUGUUGUAUCAACAAUCUUGGACAAGAUUGUUGAGUACAAAGAACAAUUUUAG